CGAUGCCGAAGCAACCGGAACCGGGCAGCACGCCCCACAAACGGAUUGGGCUCGAUACGAAAGAUGCGCUCCAGCGUCUGCACGACGACAUUGAAUCGAUGCUGACCGUGCACGAGGAUCGGUUCCGACGUCAGUUUUGGUUAGAAAAGGUACGCUCCACACUGGUCGGGACCUCGACCAGUCCGCUUGGAUGGUUUCCGGCGUUGGCUUCACUGGUGGCCGCACUAUCGCUUACCGUGACCGGAUACUAUUGGUCGGCGGGACUGUUAGCGGGACUGCUGCUGCUAACCGUGGCCGUGGUCGUGCGGGAAAAUAAUCUGCGUAAAACGGAAAUCUUUCGGAAGCUGCGCACGGUACUGACCGAGAUACGGUUGGGCAUUGUGCUUUGCAGCGAGUGGACGCUCGAUAACUAUCCGCACCUGUGCAGUCCCCUGUCCCCGUGCGUCACACUCCAGUGGACGUACCGGGAUGGGCAGGUGGUAAAUCUGCCGUGGGCAUUGCUGGUGCGUGGCGACCAUAUCGUAAUGCGGCCUGGGCAGGUAUCGCCCGGCACCUGCCAGGAGGUUGGAGGCAAGGGACGACGCUUUAAGUGUGGCGAAACGUACGGACUGCAGCAACCCACGGAACCGCCGGUCAAACCAAUCGCUCGCUCCCCGUUACCGGAUUUAGUGUGCGUGGUCGAGGCGACACCGUACCUGGACAUACUGCGCAAAUCGUUGGACAGUUUCCUCGAUCGGCCAAAAACGAUUAUCAACUUGCAGCGGGAUCUGCUGGUUUCCCGGUGCCUGCAACGGUGGGGCCUGGGUGUGAUACUCUUCAUAACCGUCUCGAUCGGCAUACUGCGGAACGUGGGACUGUAUCUGCAGGGCAAGCUGCCCACCAACUGGAUGAAUGUGUUUCUGCUCAAUCCGACCGCUGCCGUACUGCCGCUGCUACCGCUCAUCUUUCCCCUGCUCUGGAUAUCGAUCAAUCUGUGGGGUGUGGCACGGCUCGAAACGCUUCUUUCCAUCCCGCAGGCUGUCAUGAGGGCCCAGGCACAGAAAUCGUUCGCCGAAGAUCUCGACACACCGACGUGCGAUCUGGAUCACGUGAAGCUACCGAGGCGUACCGUCUUUUUCUAUUGGUGGCAGCUACUGAAAGGCCGGUCAGAGCUCCUGGGGCGCAGUGCAAGCGUAGUACAGGUGCUCGGAACCAUCACGGCUCUUUGCUGUGUCGAUAAGAAAGGUAUCCUAUCGUGGCCUAAUCCGACUGCCGAAAAAGUGUUCUUUCUGCGCAAUGCACGUGAAGGUGACCACAACACGGACCAGUCCGAGCAGAGCAGUCUCAAUUCACAGUGCUGCCAGGAGCAUUACCACCCACUCUCACAUAUCAUCGAGCUGAGCUCGCAGAAGGAACCGCUCGGGGCGAUUGCGGAGGUGCUUGAUCUCACGCACGACCAGCACAGCCCGUUCAAGCUCGAGUUUGACGAUCACGACUUUAAAAACCAUCUAACCUCGCUGAAACCACUCGGUAUUGCCAUCCUGGUAAACACGUGCUGUCCACUGACGCAAGCUCACUAUGCCAAGUUCUGUGGCCACGUGACGGCAGCCGCGAUGCUUGAUAAGGAUCUCGUUCCGGUCACCAAUCGUCGGUGCCUAUGUGAGCUCGCGAAGCAGAUCGGAUUUUCGCCGCAGGCUCGUGACAUCUUCCAGCUUGAAGGUCAAAUUUCGAGCUAUCGCCAUCUGCAACCGGAUGUUGUGCGGCGCGAUAUACGAUUCGCACGGUCACUGCAGCUAGCGACGAAGGUAAAGGUUCCGUUCCCGCACUCACUGUCGGUGGUAAUGCGGGAAAUUAACAACGGUUCGCUCCAGCUGCUUACCCAAGGUACGGCGGACAUAGUGCUGGACUGUUGCGAUGACUAUUGGGAUGGGCAGGAUCUGCAACCGUUAACGGAGAAGGAGCGGAAACGUGCGCAAGACUUUUACCAACGUUCGGCCCUGACCGCGUACUGUACGGCGUUUGCAUAUAGGCCGCUGAGACACGGCAUUAGUGGAGCUCUGUCCGGUGGGCCUAAGGGUGGUAGUGUCGCUUAUCUGGAGCUACCGCCGGAGAGUAAACAUCGGCGGGAUCUGUAUCGGCGCGAAAACUAUAGCGAUUUGGUCGGUGGUGGUCAGUCACUGAUUGGGUGUGCCGAUUGUGGUACGGACAGUGUGGAUGGAGGUGUUGGUGGUGGAUUGCGUGCGGGAGGUAGUGUGUUGGGUGGAGGUGGUGGUGUAGCUCCACUAGCCCAUCAUUCCAUUUCCACCGAUUCGCUCCUGUUUACCGAUACCCGGGACGACGACAUCUCGGAUGUGGAUGGGUGUUACCGGAUGCAGUGCCAUCAGGUGUUUAUCGGCAUGGUGACGAUGCAGUACCAGGCACAAACAGACAUUGUGCAGCUGAUCGAACGACUCGAGCGGGCCUGCAUCCGGUUCGUGCACUUUAGCAAAGAGAACGAGCUACGGUCGCGCGUGUUCUCGGAAAAGAUGGGUCUGGAGAGUGGAUGGAACUGUCAUAUCUCACUGCUUAGCGAUGCGGACAGCCGUUCGUCGACGCCGACACGUGAGGCAGGAGGCGAAAGUGGUGAGGAUACGGGUAAUGGUGGGUCCGAGACGGCGGGUGUGUGUGGCGGGGGGGAGCGCGCCCGAUUGCUAGACUCGCUGCUAACGCCUGGUACGCUCGAAGCGUCAAAACCGCUCAGCUCGUCAGCACCGUGCGCCAUCUCCAAUCCGGACUCGAACAGUUUGGUCUGCGGUGGCGUUGUUGCUGCCGGACGCGCAUCACCAGCACCGAGCGGGCUUACCACGCCCGGCGAAUGUGAGGAUGGGGGACAGGAUGGCAAACAGCAGCAGAAGGUGGUCGGAGGCGGUGGGCACUGUCGGUCACUGAGCUGCCUGACGGACAGCACCGAACAGAGCGCCCCGAUCAACUUCGACAUGUCGAAUCGGGCCAAGUUGCCGCGCGGCAUCGAAAACAUCCGACCGCACCUGGAGCACGUGGACAAUGUGCCGCUGCUGGUGUCCCUGUUUACCGACUGUUCCGCCGAAGCGACGCGCGAAAUGCUCAACAUCAUGCAGCAGUAUGGCGAGAUCGUCGUCUGUCUCGGAUCGUCCGCAUCGAACUCCAACUCGGAGAUCUUCCUGCAGGGCGAUUGUUCGAUCGCGAUCGAACCACUGUACCCGCAGGUAUGUCAAGAGUUUCCCGCCUAUAGUGAAUCGAACAUCUACAAUAAUCGGGCCCGGUUGGGGUCAGCGAACGGUGGCGGUCCGGGUGUUGGUACACCGCUGCCCGAUCGAUGCAAAACCAUCUCGCCAGUCUAUCUGAGUCGCAUUCUCAAUUCGAUCUCCUGCUCGAUCGCAACCUGCCGGGACGAUCCGAUCUCGAUCGUGGCGGUGAUUGAGCUGUCGCGCCGCUUCAUGGCCGGUUUGUGGAGUUGCGUGCAGUACUGGGCGUGCUGUGGGGCAUCGCUCGCCAUUAUGAACACCAUUACCGCAAUCCUGUCGCUGCCGCCGAUGGUGAUGCCGCUGCACACGCUUUACCUAAUGUGCAUAGUGGUGCCGCUGGUCGCCUUGACGUUGCUGCGCGUUGAACCAGACCCGGCGCUUAUGAAGCGUGCCACGGGCAAGAAGCAGAAAACGCUCAGCUCCCGACUGGUGCUGUUUGUGAUCUGGUGCUACGGGAUUAAGUUCGCCAUGGCCAUUAUUGUUCUGGUGCUUGCGUAUUGCACAUUCCUGUCCCAUCCGAUCGAGUUGUUCGCUGGUGGUGGUGGUGGUGGUGUUGGUGAAGGCACCAGGCGCCAGCAGGAUGAUCCCGAAGCGGUAGUACAACGGGCUGUCGGCGAAACAGAGCAAGCACUGGCCGGUGAUCUACAUCUGGCCCGUUCUUUCAUACUGCUCGGUAUCGUACUACACUUCGUGACCAUUUCCGCGUCAUUCGUUCAUCGCGAUUAUAACUGCUUCAAGCGUAGCCCGCUCAGCAAUCUCUGCUGGGUGUCCGUGGUGGCGCUACUCCUGCUGGUACAUCUGGGAUUGGUUGUGCUGCAGCUUUGCACCGACGACUAUCUCUGGCAGGAGAUGGAACGCGUCUGGCCGAUUGUGCUGUGCAUCGUGGUAACCGUGUUUGCCACUUUUCUUGCAAGCGAAUUCUUCAAGUGGGAAGAAAUCAAAGUCAACAAUCGCUACAUCCGCCGGGCAAGGUUAGACUUCGGUACGAAGCUCGGUAUGAACUCGCCAUUUUGAAAA
This is a messenger RNA of Anopheles maculipalpis, 4259 nucleotides long. Its product is annotated as transmembrane protein 94. The transcript is spliced from 8 exons. NCBI's taxonomy places the organism in Eukaryota, Metazoa, Arthropoda, Insecta, Diptera, Culicidae. Gene Ontology annotation, molecular function: nucleotide binding. The record is from RefSeq and is a predicted model, not a curated record. The coding region runs from base 3 to 4256 and encodes 1417 amino acids.